Messenger RNA from Hemicordylus capensis (graceful crag lizard), 957 nucleotides. Its product is annotated as olfactory receptor 14A16-like. The coding region runs from base 1 to 957 and encodes 318 amino acids. Gene Ontology annotation, biological process: G protein-coupled receptor signaling pathway. The transcript has a single exon. Gene Ontology annotation, molecular function: G protein-coupled receptor activity; olfactory receptor activity. Lineage: Eukaryota; Metazoa; Chordata; Lepidosauria; Squamata; Cordylidae. Gene Ontology annotation, cellular component: membrane. The record is from RefSeq and is a predicted model, not a curated record.
AUGGCCAACCAAAGCUUCGUGACCGAGUUCCAGCUCUUAGGAUUCUCUGAAGUGUUAGAGUUGCACAUGUUGUUCUUUAUGGGGUUCUUGCUCGUCUACCUGGCUGCUGUGAUUGGGAAUCUUCUGAUAGUAGUUGUCGUAGCCUCCAACCGGCACCUUCAAACCCCCAUGUAUUUUUUCCUGGUGAAUUUAAACAUAGUUGACCUUAGUUUCAUCUCCGUCACCAUUCCCAAGGCUAUGGCUAACUCUCUGAUGAAGACUAGGAUUAUUUCAUAUUAUGGAUGUAUGGCACAAGUCUUCUUCUUCUUUUGGGCAGGGGCAUCAGAGUUCUUUCUCCUCACAAUGAUGGCCUAUGAUCGCUAUGUUGCCAUCUGCAACCCACUGAACUAUGUGAUGGAAAUGAACAGGGAAGCCUGCAUCAAAAUGGCAGCCACUGCUUGGAUCUUUGGGCUUUUUGAUGCCACAUUGAACACUGCUUGCACAUUUGCCAUCACUUUCUGCUCCAAUACCAUUAAUCAGUUCUUUUGUGAAAUCCCACAGCUGCUGAAGCUUUCCUGUUCCAACUCCUACUUCCUUGAAAUUGGGGCUCUCAUCUUUACUGUAUUGAUAUGUAUCAGCUGUUUUGGUUUCACAAUUAUUUCCUAUGUGCACAUUUUUAGAGCUGUGUUUAAUAUCCCCUCUGCACAGGGGAGGAAAAAAGCUUUCUCCACUUGUGUGCCCCACCUUUUUGUACUCUGUUUGUUCUAUUUCACUGGAGUCUAUGCCUGUUUGGGGACAACCUUUAGGUCUUCAUCAGGCUUGGAUCUGCUGCUUGCAGUGCUAUAUUCAGUGGUCCCUCCUUUCAUGAAUCCUAUCAUUUAUAGCAUGCGGAACAAGGAGAUCACAGCAGCACUUUGGAGACUUUCACAUAAAAAAAGAAAUUUGAUUUCCAUGCAGAAACAUGAUAGCAGCCACUAA